CAGAAUCGGGCCCUCCCAAGCGUAAAGAAUUCCGAGUAAGUUACGCUGAUUUUGCGAUGAUUUGUAAUUUUCUUUAGAUCCUGACUAUCCAGAGGCCUUAGAACAGUUGUGAGCAGUGUCCUGUAUUCACAGUUGAUUAUCAGAUUAAAAAGACACAAUGAAUAAGGAUCAGCUUUCCACCUCUGUAAACUCCUUGCUGGAGUUGGACAACAUCUCAGUGAAUCCCAGCUACUCGGCAUCAGAAGAGGAGAGCGAAAGGGUGGGGAUGGAAGAACUAGACACAGAGAUGGACGGUGAAGGAAAGAAGAAAAAGAAACAGGUGAAAAAAAGACGGAAAAAGAAAGAAAAUCUGGAGAAUGAAGACAGUUGUGCAGAAUUUGAAGUGAGAGCUCAGACUGAGUCCGGGGACCCUUCAAAUGAUUCAGGGUUAGCUGUCCAGAAAGGUUUGAAGGGCAGAGACCCAUCCCCAGCCAAGAGCGGCCGUGGCCUGAUGGUGCGUAAGCUGGAGUCUGGCGGUCGCUUCCGAACCAAGCUGGGUGGGGGCACCAGUCCCCUGAGCGGACACCCUGCUAAACUGUCCAGCACCUUCCCAAGGGAGGGGCAGAAGGGCGUGGUUGAUGGAGCCGUGACGGCUAAGACCAGGAGGGGUUCAGCUAGUGCCCUACACAGCAGCCCUGCACAGGAUAGCAUGAGCAGGAAGGAUUCUAGUGGAAUGGACAAGUUUGCAAGACAUGGAUCCACAGAUUCAGGGCAAGGUGAGACAGCACCACAUCACUUUGGGAGGAAAGAUGCUGGAGGUAAAGACAAGCAGAAGAAAGGAAAGAACGGAGGGAAGGAUAAGAAACAAGCGAAGAAGGAUGGCCAGCCAUUAUCCCCUGGUGGCCAACCCUCAGAUUCCUCCGGUGCCACGCCGAAGAAGCAAUCUUUCAAGCCAUUUGAUAAGUACUGGAUGGAGGAAGAUGUGUCUAAACUUGUAAAACAGGGCAAGGUGGUAAAGGGAACGCUACGGAUCAACCCCAAGAACUUUGAGGAGGCGUAUCUUGACUCACCAGAUGGUGGUUCUGAUAUCUUUAUCAAUGGUGUUCACGCCCGCAAUAGAGCCCUCCAAGGUGAUGUAGUAGCAGUCCAGAUCUUGACUGGUGAGGUUAUAAUGACUCCUAAGUCACAGAGGAUGAGCACGCCUAGGAAACUUCUUGCCAACCAACCCAUCAUUGCAGUGUCCGAGAGUCCUGACCGACAGGGUUCAUCCACACCAGGAUCAUCGACCCCCAAGAAGCUGGGAGGGAGGUACUUCUUCGGAAGCCAAGGUGAUUUUGACACAAGCAGCUUGAAUGAGCUGGAUGUAUCUGACAACAUGAGCAGCUUGUAUCUCAACAACUCUGAGGCAGCGUUUGGCUUUGCAGACGUCUCGGCCACGUCGGGCGAGGAGCAGGACAAGGUGGGGGACCUGGUGCGCAGAGAGUGGUCCGAUGCCAGGUCUGAGGUUUCGUCAAGUAGCGAAGUGAUAGAAGACGCCCCUCGUACCCCAAGCAAUAACAGGGGAUCCUCAACCAGUGGAGGGGGAACUCCCCAGAAAAUCGGAGGGACACUUGGAAAUGAUCCACGCAUGGCGCCCAAGACUGCCAGGGUCGUCUACAUCUGUGAAUACAAGCAUUCCAGAGCAGCCAGCGGACAUCUAAAGCUUCCAUCUAACCCGAGAGCACCUGACGUGAUGUUUGCUCCCACUGACCACCGUGUACCUCGGAUCUACAUCCCAAGGAAGGAAUGCCCAGCUACGUUUUCCCAGCGACCCCAGGACUAUGCAAACACACUCUUCAUCGCUCAGAUCAUCGAUUGGCCACUCAUCUCAGCAUUUGCAAAAGGACAUUUGCUCUACAGUAUUGGACAGGCGGGGGAAGUAGAGGCUGAAACGACAGCUAUGCUGAUUGAGCAUGGCAUCGACAGUUCUGAGUUCACUACUGAGGUCCUAGAGGACCUUCCAAAAGAGCGCCCAUGGAGGAUACCUGCGGAGGAGUUGUCACAGCGACGUGACCUGAGGUCGGAGUGCAUCUUUACCAUCGACCCAACCACAGCCAGAGAUCUGGAUGAUGCUCUUCACUGUAAAGCUUUAGGAGAUGGCAUCUAUGAAAUGGGUGUUCACAUUGCUGAUGUGAGCUAUUUUGUGAAAGAAGAUACCAGUUUGGAUAAGACAGCAAGUCACAGAGCUACUAGUGUUUAUCUGGUCCAAAAGGUAAUUCCAAUGUUGCCGCGAUUACUCUGUGAGGAGCUGUGCAGUUUGAAUCCCGAUCAGGAGAGACUUACUAUGUCUUUUAUAUGGAGGAUGACGGAAGAAGGAGAGAUCUUGCAAGAAUGGUGCGGCCGUUCUGUGAUCCGUUCCUGCGUCAAGCUGAGUUACCUUCACGCCCAAGACAUGAUAGAGAACUGGGAGGAGAAAGGGGACGACAUCGUGCUUCCAGAGAUCACUAACGGUUUCGGCAGGAACGAGGUGGCUCAAGCUGUGCUCAACAUGCAGAAGAUUGCUUCAAACCUACGCAAGAAACGUUUUGAUGGUGGUGCCCUACGACUCGAUCAAGUGAAACUACAGUAUUCAUUGAAUGCAGAAACAACACUUCCUAAUGGCUACUCAGUCUACCAACAGAAAGACAGUAAUAGAUUGGUUGAGGAGUUCAUGUUACUAGCCAACAUGGCGGCAGCUCACCGAAUCUUCAAGGCGGAACCACAGAGGGCGUUUCUGAGGCGACACCCACCUCCCAAGGAGAAGAUGAUGGACGACCUAGCGACGCUCUGUGAAAGUCUUGGUCUGGACAUGGAUGGAACAACAGCUGGAAAGCUUCAGGCUUCUCUGAACAGGUACUGUACAUCAGAAGAACAAGCCAAGUGUCUGCUGAAGGUGCUGACUGUCCUCUACUCUAAACCGAUGCAGAAAGCGAGAUAUUUCUGCUGCGCGAGUCUAGAGGAUGAGGAAAUGUAUCGUCACUAUGCACUGAACGUACCGCUGUACACUCAUUUUACAUCUCCCAUCAGAAGAUACCCUGACAUACUGGUACAUAGAAUGCUCGCUUCAUCUCUCGCAUGUGGUCCUGUAAUGGAAAGAGACCCAGAGAGACUGCAGAGGCAAGCCAUGAGGUGUAAUGAUGCCAAGGAUUCAGCCAAGGAAGUGUCGGAUAAAAGCAGUGAUCUCUUCUUCUGCCAGUUUGUCAAGGAAUGUGGACCUCUGGUUGAGAAGGCCAUUGUCAUGGCAGUGCUAGAUCGCUCAUUCGAUGUCCUCAUUAUCAAUCUUGGACAAGUGAAGAGAGUCUACUGCAAUGCUAUACCUUUGAAGAAGUUAAUUGCAGUUCCGAUUGCAAAGUACUAUGAGCUAACCCUGGAAUGGGAGGAUGAAGCAGGGUCAAAGGGCGUGACACAGGUCAUCAAGAUGUUUAGUCAGGUCACCGUGGAACUCACAGCCGACAGAAUGCCUGGGAAGUAUAAGGCUGUGCUGCAAAGGCCGUGCAACUCGUCAUAAUUGGCAACCAACUCACCCGUGAGGUAAACCUUGCCCGUGUUUAUUUAACGCAGCUACAAUGCAUAUGCUGCACCUUGUACAGGUUACUCCCGACAAUCUAAACAAAUGAUGCCAUACCCUCUGUCAUUCUGACAUUUUAUGUACUCUUCUUGAGCCCAUAGAAGUACGAUUAUAGCAUGGUGAUGAUAAUACAGUCAAACC
Molecule: messenger RNA, 3706 nt
Organism: Strongylocentrotus purpuratus (purple sea urchin)
Lineage: Eukaryota; Metazoa; Echinodermata; Echinoidea; Camarodonta; Strongylocentrotidae
Product: DIS3-like exonuclease 2
Exons: 25
Coding region: 158-3505 (1115 amino acids)
Biological process (GO): miRNA catabolic process
Cellular component (GO): exosome (RNase complex); P-body
Molecular function (GO): 3'-5'-RNA exonuclease activity; RNA binding
Source: RefSeq, a predicted model, not a curated record